AAUUGCAAUUGGCGGUCCCAAACACUGUUGUCGUUGCUGUCGCAAAAGCAAUUCAGUUGUCAAAUGUGUUUGAGACGUUGAGGCGAGUGGCUGGCGAUUUUGUGAUUGCGGUCAUAAAGUUGGCAAAGUGAGAAAAAACACACAUAAGACCCCAAUCUAGUUGGAGAAAAAUCCAUUUCAAGUGAGAAAAAUGGUGCCGUGACUGCUAAUAAGAAAUGGUGAAACACUUCCGGUUUGCAAAAAAAAAAUGAAAAAAUUGUUAGUUGCACAUACUACAAAACUCUAAUUUAUGCAUAUAUAUGUUUGUAAGAAAGCUACCAAAAAGGAAAACAUUGAUUUGUUACAAGUGACGCGUUAUGCACUCAAAUCGUUCCAAUUAAUUACACGCGCAGAAAUGCACUGCUCCAAUUUCUGCUGACAUUUUUGUGUGUCGCCGUACAUACUUGCAUACAUAUACAUAUAUAAGUAUCACCGCCCAUCAACUCCCCAUUUGGCAGUGAAAGUAUUUCCGUGAAACCGACGUGUACUUCAUUCAUUCAACGCCGUGCCACGCUUGCACACAAGAACGUCUUUGCAGUUUCCUAAUCGCUUUAGAGCAGUGUUGAGGCGUAAAAUCUUGCCGCAAGCGCAGCAACGACAGCCGCAGCGACGCCAACUGCGACAGCAUUGUCUACAUGGCUGCACUGCGACGGCAUGUGCGAUUUUAGUUUUGGCUUUUGUUAGUGCCACAGCAGCGUCACCUCUUAUGCGUCCUUGAAUUGCUGGCGCCUGUGAUUUUUGUUGCAAGCGCCAGCCAUUGUAAGCGCUGCCUCGUAGACUUUCUUCCGCCGGAAACACUAUUGCAGCAUAUUGACUGCAAAUGCCAGUCGGCAUUGUUGUUAAUGCACAUUCAAAGAACAAUUGAUGGAUUAAAAGCAGUGCUGCCAAUUGCAUAGUGAAUUAGUGAAAUAGUGAAGGUGAGGAAGAAGUGUUCGGUGGCGUAACCUGUUGGCUUUUCAAUUGCAAAACAAAAAUACGUGUGUAUGUAUGUGAAUCGAAAGUAAUGAAAGAAAAAAUAAACUCGCAAUUAAUGUGAAAACAGCAAAAGCGCAGCAAAUUAAACGCGACAAAAAAUCGAUUGGGCUCAUUUCUUUCUCUCCACACCAGCAGCGUAUGCCAAUGCAGUGCUGUCAUUAUUUAACUAAAAUUUCAAACAACAAAAUCCCAAGAAAAAAACUUUUAAAAGCAACAUUACAUUUCUCCCUUUAACUUACCUUGCCGCUCGCAUGACUCAUCCACAUUCUAACUGACCCCCUUUUGUGCCAUUGUCGCUGGCUUAAAACCAAAAAAUAAAUCCACACAUCAACACAUAGUGUCGUCGUGUUUGGAAAAUGAAAAGUCACAACAAAUAUGCAAAAUUACCCCAAGAUUUAGAUUUAAGUUUCCAAGAGCAAUUGGACGUGGAUGCAGACGCUUCGGAUGAUUUCAAUUUAGCCGCUGGCAUUGGUUUGGUAGACGACACCGACGACGACGAACGUGUCGCAACAACUGGCGACCUAAGAGGAGUAGCUACAACAGCAGCGGAGGGUCACGUUUACGACGACGAAGAGGACGAAAUUGUAAUAGCAACAGCUGCGGGAGGUGGCGGCAGUAGUGCGGGAAAGCGUACGGAUGUUGGUAGCGGUGGAACAGCAGGUGUGCGUGUGAACACGUCAGCCACCAGUGGCGAACGAAAAGUACGAGGCGGUGUUGCUGUUGGUUUGGGCAGCGAUAGUUUAAUCGAGAAUACACACAGAAAAUUUCAUAUCGUUCCGGGGAAAUAUUUUCGAAGUUACACGCAAAUUUGGAAAGGCGAUUCAGAGUGCAUGAAAGUAUCAUACAAGGCCGGACCUGGAACGCUGUCCUUUUAUUUUUCUGCCUAUUGUAAAUGCUCCCUUCUAAAGAAUGGCCCGCAGACAACAUCAGCUCGAGUUAUCAGAAGCUCUCGAAGCGGCGAAGGGUGUAUUAUAUGGUCCUGGAAUAGACAGCUCCAUAAUAUCCUGUUCAGAGAUAUAGUGGCCACUACAAAACGACUUUUUUGAGAGGAGCUCCGGAGAUCAGCUGUUGCUCCUUUCGGUCCUGCAUAUAACCCCUUAACGAGCUCGAGCAAUAUUACUUAAAAAACACUUUUUCUACUUCUACAAUUUUACGUUCCCAUAUCGAAAAUAAAAAUGUGACUACCUAGCAGACAUUUGCUUAUUUGUCACGAUUACCGCAAACAA
Messenger RNA from Anastrepha obliqua, 2240 nucleotides. RefSeq lists its product as uncharacterized. The record is from RefSeq and is a predicted model, not a curated record. The coding region runs from base 1371 to 2060 and encodes 229 amino acids. The transcript has 4 exons. NCBI's taxonomy places the organism in Eukaryota, Metazoa, Arthropoda, Insecta, Diptera, Tephritidae.